GCGGCGCGGGAAGCGCCGUCCGGGCCGCAGCGGGUGCCGCGGCGGAGGAGGGCGGCCGUGCCUGCGCUGGGUGGGCGCCUGCUGGACCCGUCCCGCCCGCCCUCCUGCCUCUUGGCGCCGUCCGACCCCACGUCGUUCCUGGGGCCCGAGGUCCCGGCGGCAGUCCGCGAGGACGUGGUGUGGGGGCCGAGGGGAUGCCCUGCGCGCGUGUGGAGGCUCUGUUCACCGGGGCCGGGGGCGUGCUCGCACAACGCGCCGUUGGUUAUAGUUUCUGUUCUGAGUGGCCUUCGCCCCUAAGGGAGGUUUUCAGUAGGUGGUACCCUGAGCAGUGUGGGAAGUAUGUGUAGGAAUACUCGCCUCUGGCUCACAUUUGCAAGUCAGAAUUACAUUGGACAUUUUUAGGCCAUUUUGAUAACGUAAAACUAAAUCACAAGGGUCUCAUUAACUGACCGUAGAUCGGAUUCAGUGGGGUUGCCUCAAAAUAAGGAUUUUACUUACAUUCCUGUCUCAGGGAGUUCAAUGUCAGUCAUCUAUCAGCAGUUUUAGCACUAGCUGCUACUUUCUGAGUAGUAUGUGCUAGGUGCUUUUCAAGUAUUAUCUCUAAUUACUGCAACCAGAGAAGGUGAUAAUAUUUUGCACCGUUUUACAGUUCAAAGCCUCAGGUAUGUUAAGUAACGUUUUCAAGGCAAGAGCUAAAGAGUCUGAGGAAGGAUUCAAACUCAGAUCAUUCCAGCUCUCAAGCACAGGCCGUUUGCACUACCGCAUGCUGCUCUGGACAAGACACUGAAGUAUCAAAAAUGGCGUGGGAGGUGCACAUACAUGCACACAAACAUGCAGGGUUUCUGGCUUCUAGUGGGGGACAGGCAUGUUCUUGAGUGUAAUACACAGGAUGAUGUAUUUAUUGUCAUGAGUGACAGAGCAUUGCAGCAUCUAAUGUUUGUUGAUUUGAGGUUGGAUUUUAUUGCCUAACAGAGUAUGGGCUUAAAAGUUAACAUGGAAGCCACCUUGUAGAAUUGUAUGUGUGUUGGUAGGGAUAGAAUAUAGCCAUUCCUCAAAUCUGAAGGUCUUGGAGACUUGGAGGGGUGUAUUGCAGCUCAGGGUAGGAGGAGCCAAUCAUUCAUGUAACUCUUAUUUUUCAUUUAUUGUGUGCCAGGGUCUAUGCUGUAUCCUGGGGAUACAAUGUUGUAUAAGACGUGGUCUCUGUGCUCUAAGAUCUUACUGUUUGGUUGAGUCUGAGGGACAACUGUGUUGAUCCAGUGUCUACAACCAAAAGAGCCCCUUUUUACAACUUCAGGUGCCAAAUCCAGGGCCCACUUUGCUAGUGGAGUAGAUGGGCUUUUGUGCAGAAAUAUCAUUUCUGCCUGACAUCUGUCACUCCAGAACUACAGCUCAUUCCUUUAGAGUUCGAAUCCUUUUUAAAAAUGCAAGGAGUCCCUUUUGAUGCGAAUGUGACCUUUUAGAGUUAUAUUUCUGUGUUAGUCCAGAGACAAACCACACUAGUUUUUGCACUAAGAUAAUUUGAUAUAAAGAGUUAACUAGGUAAAAAUUGUUAACUCGUUAUCUGAAAGGAUAAAAAGAGAUCUCUGCAAGUAGUAUUGUGGACACGGCAGCUGCGGGAAGCAGUCACUCCCCCUAGGACUGAGGGAGCUAAGGGAAGUGGUCGGAAUUUUAAAGCUUAGAAACUUAGAGGAGGGCCCCUGCAUGGCUGAAACUCAGGGGUCUAAGGAGGAAACUGAGCUGCCCAGCUACGUGUAAGGGCCUGGCAAGUCUGGGAAGCAGAGUUCUGAAGGGAAGGCACUGAUGCAUGGUGUUGUGUCUGUGGUGGGCGUUUGGUGGUAAAGCUGGGCCUACAGGUGUCGGGAAGACUGCAGACUGAGUUCAGCUGCCGCUGCAGGGCAGUGCUCAAAGGAAUAGGAAGCGCACAGGAAGCCCCAGGCUGCAGGCGGCGGGAGCAAGUCCCCUCUCCCCCCGCCGUCCCGCAGUGCUGCUAGGGUGUGCACCGACUGGCUGAGCAGGUGUCCCAGAGGACCACUGAAUGUUCCACACGAGUCUCUCGGGCAGCACCUCACCUGCUAGGGCCUGAAAGGAUUGCUUGACAGCCAGGCCUGAGAGGGGGAAGUGAAGCCUCUGGGGACAGGAUGACAGGGUGACGCUGACCAGGAUGGAGGAACCGAGGCUGGCUGGCUUCCAGAUCAGGGAGCCGCCAGCACGUACUGAUGUUAGAACACAGAGACCCCUGAACUUGAUACAUCACAGAAAGACCCCAGAUAUUAAUAGAGGAUCCUAUUACCACAUGUCUUUCUCCUUCAGUGUAUGAUAUGAUUUGUAAACUCGGGUUUGAAGCCAGAGAAAAUUGCGAUAUCAGUAGUAUUGUAACUCAAAAUGGUGAAGUAUGCUGGACAACAAUUACAGACUGUAUGGUUUAUACAGAAUCAGGCAUUUGCAUCACACGAUGUGGAGCUGUGGUACUAACUUGCUUUCUUAUCCUUGAAGCCCAGGGUCUGGAUUACGGGGGAAGCGUGAGGCUGCUGGGCCCUGUGUGCCAGGCUGUCCACUUACAUUUGUCGUCUCUGACCAAGGGGCAGUUUGAAACGCGAUAUUCACCGGGGCUCCAGUGGACAGGUGUUCCAGAGUUAUUUCCUGAAAUGUUUGAUGCCUUGGGAAGUCUUCAAUCUCUUGCUAUUUCUCUUAGCUUAAUGAAGCUGACAUCAUGUCUGGAGCGAGCCCUGGCUGACGUGUAUUUACUGAUUGGGAAGGAAUGCCCCUUUCUUUUAAGAGAUCUGAUUGCGUCUGAGGAGCUCGCUCAAGUCUUUGGGCAGUCUGUGAUGGACGUGCUCAAGGUCUUUGUGGGCUCUCCGUGCGGACUCAACCUUCGCAACGUCCUGUGGCACGGCUUCGCGGCACCUCAGGAGAUUCCUCCAAAAUACUGUUCAAUGAUGAUAUUGUUGACAGCAGGAUUGGGUCAACUACUAAAGGGUUACCUUCAACAAACUAAGUUCACAUUGGCACAUCGACCUUUCAUAACUCUUACAAGCUUAGAGGAUUUGAUCGUUUUCCCUGAUGUUACUUAUGAGGUGCUUUCAGUAUUAGAAGAAGUGAUGAAGAAAUCCACUUUUAUACUAAAAAUCAUGUUGCCAUAUUGGGAAGUUGCAUUAAUCAACUUCAAGUCAAACAGGUUUGCUGACUGUGCCAUCUUGUUAUUGGUGCAACUAGAGACUGGACUUAGGAAAGUUUUUGCCACAGUUAACAAAUGUCCAAAGAGACUUCUGACUGCUGAGUCAACAGCUCUUUAUACUACCUUUGAUGAGAUAUUGGCAAAACACUUGAAUGAUGGUAAAAUCAAUCAACUUCCUCUUUUCCUUGGAGAGCCUGCAAUGGAAUUUCUCUGGGAUUUCCUGAACCAUCAGGAAGGUCCCCGUCUAAGAGAUCGUUUAAGCCAUGGGGAAAUCAGUUUACCUGAAUUUCCGAAAGAAGCAGCCAAUCAGUUGCUUGCAUUUUCCUUUGUACUUUUACUCAGAUUUAUUGAUGAAGAUCUAUUAUCAAUGUUUAAGCAGGAAAAAGCAGCAGUGAGAGCAUUGGUGAGUGUUGCAGAAGCCUACGGCGCUCGCUGCCAUCCAGUUUCUCAGCUUAAAAAGCAGGUGCUGAGCUGUGAGAGGAGCAUCGGAGUUUGGCCUCUGCUGCCUUUGCCUGAAGGAUCCGAAAGGGAGGCUCAGCGAUCAGAAGGUAAUUCUGAAAUAAAUGCCUGCUGCUCUUUAAUCACAGAAAUCGUGGCUGAGCUGUGUCACCAUGUGCCCGAGACCCACCGCGUUCCUCACGACUCGGAGCACCUUCCUCCUGAGAAGUGGCCCCAGCUGCUCCGUGAGCUCUGCAGCAUCCCUGUCCGGACCCUCUUCUGCCCCAGAGCCGUCCUGGAGGUGCUGGCCGUGCUCCGGAAGGUCGGCGCCCACUGCCGCCGCGUGUGUGGCCAGGUGGCCGCCUGCGCGGAGCUGAGGCGCCGGCAGUGGGAGGACAGGAGCCUGCGCUCCCGGCAGCGGCGGAACUACCUGCGCCUGGUUCACAGUAUUAAGCUUCUGUCUCCUAUGCUUUACCUGAUUUUAUUGCUGAUUGCACUGGAAUCGGUCAACAUUCAUGUGGUUCUUGGGAAAAAUACUUCAGAAUAUCAGCAGUAUCUAAGGUUCUUAAAGUCCGUCUUGCAGUACACAGAGAACCUGGCGGCUUACACCAGCCAAGACAAGAACAAGUGGGAUGAAGCUGUCAAUCUCACACAGGCGGCCUUGUUGAAAAUUUGGACUUUUAGUGAGAAGAAACAAAUGUUAAUACAUUUAGCCAAGAAAUCCACGAGUAAAGUAGUCUAAUAAGUCAGGAUGCUUUGGGAUCUAUCAGAAAACCCGACCUGGGUAGACUUCACAGCAUGUGAGUUGAAAAUCCAAAGGCAGGGUGGAUUCCAGGUACUGCUUGAUCAGGGCACAAGGUCCGUUGCUCUGCAGUUUCCUGAUUUGCUUUUCGCAAGUUGUUGGUGUGAACCUCAGGCUGAAUCCUUGGGAACCAAAUGGCCGUAGCAGUUUUGGACCUCAUCUCCCAAUGCAUACUGUCCAGAGGAGAGAUUUUUCUCACCCAGGUGUCACCCAGGAAUGGGCAGCUUCAUCUUACUGGCCACAGGACUAAUCUUGAAACGAUGGCUGUGGCCAAGACCCUGCCCUGCACUCACCGGUCAGGCUGGGUGGACGUCUACUCCUGGACCGGCCACUGGGGCGUAGAGGGAGGGCUUGAGCUGGUCACCCUUGUCCCUGGAGCUGAGAGUAAGGUUGAUAUGAUUCAGAUCUCGAGGGAGAGGGUUGGGGAGGAACAGCUCCUGGAAGGCGCUGGGCAGCAAGCCUAACGGUCAGCACGUCCCGGGGUUUCCAGGUUUGGUGGGUUUAGUGCAGGAACCAGGAAGGCAGAGGAGUGAGGGCCAGGGCUGCAGCCGGAAGAGCCAGGUCAGCCCUCGCAGGAGGCCCUGGGUGGCCACUGCAGGAAGCUCCUCGUCCGCUUAGGUGGCAGCAGCAAGGCUGUGGUUCUCCAGGAACCCCUGCAGGGCUGCCCCCAACCCCAGUCUGUGUGUGCUCGGCUGCACCCACCUGCCGUGAUGCACGGCCUCCUCCAGCCUUGCUGGCAGGUCUGGCCUCCCAGGAAGGACUUCCCGCAGCCUGUUCUGGCUUCUCAGCUGUCAGAGAUGAGCGUGGAGGCCGCCGUGGGGGAGGUGGGGCCGUGUGACAACAGCCAUCCGUGUUCCAUCUGUCGCUUCACCAGCCCAGUACCUGCAACCCCCUAGUAAAGUGAGCUUGUGGGUAAAGACAGUGAA
This is a messenger RNA of Balaenoptera musculus (blue whale), 5341 nucleotides long. It is a transcript of the gene ERMARD, whose product is annotated as ER membrane associated RNA degradation. The coding region runs from base 2319 to 4355 and encodes 678 amino acids. The record is from RefSeq and is a predicted model, not a curated record. Lineage: Eukaryota; Metazoa; Chordata; Mammalia; Artiodactyla; Balaenopteridae. The transcript is spliced from 18 exons.